AUGGAGAGCUCAAAACGAAGAAAGACGGCGCAUGAUGCGCCCAAGAAGAAGCCUGUCGUGGAGGACCCUCCCGUCAAGGCCACUCCCGAACCGUCUGAGGAGGAAUCGGCUACUCUGGAGGCCCCGUCUACCGAAGAGGAUGCUCCCAAGAAGACGUUCAAGGACUUGGGAGUUGUAGACGCUCUUUGCGAAGCCUGCGAGGCUCUCGGUUACAGGUAUCCCACCCCGAUCCAGGAGAAGUCAAUCCCCGUCGCGCUCCAAGACCGCGACAUCAUUGGUCUCGCCGAGACUGGUAGUGGAAAGACUGCGGCCUUUGCCCUGCCUGUCCUCCAGGCCCUCCUCGAAAAGCCCCAGCCGCUGUUCGGCCUCGUCCUCGCCCCGACCCGAGAGUUGGCGUCCCAGAUCGGCCAGGCGUUUGAAGCGUUGGGAUCGCUGAUCUCUCUACGAUGCGCCGUCAUUGUGGGUGGACUGGAUAUGGUUCCGCAAUCGAUUGCCCUCGGCAAGAAGCCUCAUAUUAUUGUGGCGACUCCUGGCCGUCUGGUGGACCACCUUGAGAAGACCAAGGGCUUCUCUCUACGGACGCUCAAGUAUCUGAUCAUGGACGAGGCCGAUCGUUUGCUCGACAUGGACUUUGGUCCCAGUAUCGACAAGAUUUUAAAGUUUAUUCCCCGCGAGCGACGAACGUACCUCUUCUCGGCCACGCUCAGCUCCAAGAUUGAGAGUCUGCAGCGAGCCAGUUUGAGGGACCCGGUGCGAGUGAGCAUCAGCUCCAGCAAGUACCAGACUGUGUCGACUCUACUACAGCACUACGUUUUCAUCCCGCACGGCCAGAAGGAUACCUACCUCAUCUACCUCAUCAACGAACACGCUGGCCAGUCUUGCAUCAUCUUCACUCGCACUGUCUGGGAGACGCAGCGAAUUGCCAUCCUGCUGCGAACGCUGGGCUUUGGCGCAAUCCCGCUCCACGGACAGCUAUCCCAGUCAAAUCGUCUGGGUGCGCUCAACAAGUUCCGGGCUGGUACCCGCGACAUCCUCGUCGCCACCGAUGUUGCGGCCCGUGGUCUUGAUAUCCCCAAGGUCGACGUGGUUCUCAAUCUCGAUCUUCCCCAGGACUCCAAGACAUAUAUCCAUCGUGUCGGACGUACAGCCCGUGCCGGAAAGUCCGGUGUGGCCAUCAGCCUGGUCACUCAGUACGAUGUCGAGAUCUACCUGCGAAUCGAGGCGGCCCUGGGCAAGAAGCUUACGGAGUACCCGUCUGCCAAGGAGGAGGUGAUGACGCUCCAGCCCAGAAUCGAGGAAGCGCAACGCCACGCGAGGAACCAAAUGAAGAAUCUGACGGAGGAGAGGGGCAAAAAGGGCAGCACGCUCAAGGGCGGAAAGCGAGGACAGCGGGAUGGUCCUAAACGCAGGAGGGACGAGAUGGACAAGGAGGAGGGUUAG
This is a messenger RNA of Ilyonectria robusta, 1440 nucleotides long. RefSeq names its product P-loop containing nucleoside triphosphate hydrolase protein. NCBI's taxonomy places the organism in Eukaryota, Fungi, Ascomycota, Sordariomycetes, Hypocreales, Nectriaceae. The coding region runs from base 1 to 1440 and encodes 479 amino acids. The transcript has 2 exons. The record is from RefSeq and is a predicted model, not a curated record. Gene Ontology annotation, molecular function: ATP binding; RNA helicase activity; nucleic acid binding.